Molecule: messenger RNA, 390 nt
Organism: Pterocles gutturalis (yellow-throated sandgrouse)
Lineage: Eukaryota; Metazoa; Chordata; Aves; Pterocliformes; Pteroclidae
Product: signal peptide, CUB and EGF-like domain-containing protein 1
Exons: 3
Biological process (GO): signal transduction
Cellular component (GO): cell surface
Molecular function (GO): calcium ion binding
Source: RefSeq, a predicted model, not a curated record
AUAUUGAUGAGUGUGAGAACGACUUCUACAAUGGGGGUUGUGUCCAUGAGUGUAUCAACAUUCCAGGCAACUACAGGUGUACGUGCUAUGAUGGGUUCAUGUUAGCCCACGACGGCCACAACUGUCUUGAUGUUGAUGAGUGUCAGGAUAACAAUGGAGGGUGCCAGCAGAUUUGUGUAAAUACUAUGGGCAGCUAUGAAUGUCAGUGCAAAGAAGGCUUUUUUCUGAGUGAUAACCAGCAUACCUGCAUUCAUCGCUCCAUUGAGGGUAUGAACUGUAUGAACAAAGAUCACGGGUGUGCACACAUCUGCCGGGAGACGCCCAAAGGUGGGGUUGCCUGUGAAUGUAGGCCUGGCUUUGAACUUGCCAAAAACCAGAAGGACUGCAAAU